This is a messenger RNA of Orycteropus afer afer, 1168 nucleotides long. RefSeq names its product odd-skipped related transcription factor 1 (gene OSR1). NCBI's taxonomy places the organism in Eukaryota, Metazoa, Chordata, Mammalia, Tubulidentata, Orycteropodidae. Gene Ontology annotation, cellular component: nucleus. Gene Ontology annotation, molecular function: DNA-binding transcription factor activity, RNA polymerase II-specific; RNA polymerase II transcription regulatory region sequence-specific DNA binding. Gene Ontology annotation, biological process: urogenital system development; regulation of transcription by RNA polymerase II; embryo development. The record is from RefSeq and is a predicted model, not a curated record.
AAUGGGCAGCAAAACCUUGCCAGCGCCAGUGCCCAUCCACCCGUCCCUGCAACUCACCAACUAUUCCUUCCUUCAGGCAGUGAACGGCCUGCCCACAGUGCCCUCGGACCACCUGCCCAACCUGUAUGGUUUCAGUGCACUGCACGCUGUGCACCUGCACCAGUGGACCCUGGGCUACCCCGCCAUGCACUUGCCGCGUUCCUCUUUCUCCAAAGUGCCGGGUGCUGUAUCCAGCCUGGUGGAUGCACGCUUCCAGCUGCCUGCUUUUCCCUGGUUCCCUCAUGUCAUUCAGCCCAAGCCGGAGAACACCACUGGAGGCAGUGGCACUGCAGCUCUUAAGACCAAGCCACGUUUUGAUUUUGCCAACCUGGCUUUAGCCGCCACGCAAGAAGACCCAUCCAAGCUUGGCAGAGGGGAGGGCCCAGGCUCCCCUGUGGGUGGGCUAGGUGCCCUCCUGGAUGUGACCAAGCUGUCUCCAGAAAAGAAACCCACAAGAGGACGCCUCCCUUCCAAGACCAAGAAGGAGUUCGUCUGCAAGUUCUGUGGCCGCCACUUCACCAAGUCCUACAACCUACUAAUUCAUGAGCGGACACACACUGAUGAGCGCCCCUACACCUGUGACAUCUGCCACAAAGCCUUCCGGAGGCAAGACCACCUAAGGGAUCACAGAUAUAUUCACUCCAAAGAGAAGCCCUUCAAGUGUCAAGAGUGCGGAAAAGGAUUUUGCCAGUCCAGGACUCUCGCUGUCCACAAGACGCUACACUCACAGGUGAAGGAGCUUAAAACGUCCAAGAUCAAAUGCUAAAUAAAGCCAUCAGGUGCGCAGAACCCAGGGUCACACCGCCCCCUUCUCCAGAAGGACUUGAAGACUAAGGCGGCUCUGGCGGUCAGCGGGAGGGGCUCCUGGGACCUUCUUUCACCCAAAAUAAUACAUCCUGGGUCCCGGCGCAGGCAGCACUCCAGAGCCCUGCUCCGAGUGGUGACUCUGGCCACCCAGGCGGAUCCCCCAGGACUUGGCUAAACUCUUGGCCAAAAGGCGGUAUGCACGUGGCGGAAGGGAAACUGCAUUAAAAAAAAAAAGGAAGAAGAACGAAAGAUCCGCAGAGCCGCAACGGCGACUCUCCCCAAAGUAUUACUUUUUCUAUUGUUAUUUUAUACGUUUUCUUUU